AUGGAAGUGUCCAACAAACUUAAUAGACUACUCUUUUUUGAUCAAGCUCGUAAAAUUUCUGAAGCCAAUUACACUUCCGAUCCUAACGACGCCGAUAACUUGACCAGAUGGGCAGAAUCUUUACUUGAAUUGUCUCAGUGUCAAUGUCCUCAAGAUUCCCUGAAAAUGAUUCAAGAUGCUAUUGUAAAGUUAGAGCAGGCAUUGUCUAUUAACCCAAGAAAGCAUGAAACUUUAUGGUGUUUGGGAAAUGCUCAGACUUCUUUAGCAUUUCUAACUAAAACGGAGGAUGAAGCGAGGCCCUAUUUUAAACAAGCUGCUAAAUACUUCCUGCAAGCAGUUGAUGAGGAUCCGACCAAUGAAGUUUACCUCAAAUCACUCGAAAUAUCUUCUAAGGCUCCUAAAUUACAUCGUGAAAUCCUUAAGCAUGGUUUAGAUCAACAAAUAGUUGGGGUUGGACCUUCAACUGCUACUUCUUCUAGUUCAGCAAAGGAUGCUAAAAAAGGUAAGAAAAGCUAUAAUCUCAAAUAUGACAUAGUUGGAUGGAUAGUCCUUGCUAUUGGCAUUGUUGUUUGGGUCGGGUUUGCCAAAUCUCAAAUGCCACCACCCCCACCACCAUCGGGAUAA
Molecule: messenger RNA, 624 nt
Organism: Gossypium arboreum
Lineage: Eukaryota; Viridiplantae; Streptophyta; Magnoliopsida; Malvales; Malvaceae
Product: mitochondrial import receptor subunit TOM20-like
Exons: 6
Coding region: 1-624 (207 amino acids)
Biological process (GO): protein insertion into mitochondrial outer membrane
Cellular component (GO): mitochondrial outer membrane translocase complex
Molecular function (GO): protein binding
Source: RefSeq, a predicted model, not a curated record